Molecule: messenger RNA, 3954 nt
Organism: Epinephelus lanceolatus (giant grouper)
Lineage: Eukaryota; Metazoa; Chordata; Actinopteri; Perciformes; Serranidae
Gene: clpb
Product: ClpB family mitochondrial disaggregase
Biological process (GO): cellular response to heat
Cellular component (GO): mitochondrion; cytoplasm
Molecular function (GO): ATP hydrolysis activity; ATP binding; protein binding
Source: RefSeq, a predicted model, not a curated record
CACCGCGCCUUCUGGUGACAUCCACGCUACGAUGAGGUGAAGCGGUUGUUUUCGUCUAGGUGGUUGUAAGUAGCUGCCUUGAAAUUGAGGUGUAACGGCUGUUAUUACCGGAAUUAACGCGGUGUCCCGGGCCUGUAGGGUUUCCGUUUCCCUCUGGAAUUACCGCCAGACCAAGGCUUUCACUCUCCAUCUCGUUUUCGGUGAGUUUAUCGCCAUGUUAUCAUCCAUUCCCACCAGGCUUAUUGCGCGAAGGUCGCGCAGCCUGUCACCGUGCAGCCGCGUGCUCCAGACCAGCGCAGGCGGCGCCGCGUGCCAGAGCAUCCGCGAGACACCGGCGGAGAUCAACCGCAACCCCAUCGUGUCCACCUCCCGGGUCUCCAGGAGGGGGAUUUUGGCGGAGGAGACGGCAGGUACCAGUGUGAACCCGUCGGUGCAGUUCCACCACCUCGCCCCUAGAUGGCUGUCCAGCCUGGAGAACCGCCGCAGCUCCUGGGCGGCUUUGGCCAGCAGGGGGCGCAACAACAACCAGUACUGGGAGGAGAGCAGUGGGGGUGAGGGCCGGGGGACAGGUGGACGAGCCAGCCGGGCAGGAGUGGCCUCUGCCGGUGUGCUGUCUGCUGCAGCCGUGGCCUUCUGCCUGAAGAAAGACUCUGAUAACAAAGGUGAUGCUCUUCUUGAGGCAGCAAGGACCUGUAACUCUCAAGAUGUGGCCAGGCUGGUAAAAGAGGGGGUCGACCCAAACUACCGCCACCGUCUAGGAUGGACCCCUCUCAUGGUAGCGGCCAUGAACCGACAGCACAGUGUGGUAAAGGUUCUGCUUGAAGCCGGUGCUGACCCAAAUGCCGGAGACGACUUCAACAACGUUUACGACACCUCGCGGGAGAAAGGCAUCCACUCAUUGGAAGUCCUUGUGUCCAGAGAGGAUGAAUUCAGCAGCAGGCUCAGCAGCAGGGCCGGCUUCCGGGGUUGCACAGCGCUUCAUUACGCCACGCUGGCUGAUGACCCACGCACUGUCCGCAUGCUGCUGGAGGCUGGUGCCAACCCCCUGCAGACCAAUGCUUUGGGACACACAGCACGGGCCUACGCUAAGGAAGGAGAAGUGAGCAAAGUGCUGCAGGAGUUUGAGGGCAAGUUCCAGGAGGCGCAGGCUCGGCGGGAGGCGGAGGAGAGGAGGAGGUUCCCCCUGGAGAGGAGGCUGAAGGAGCACAUCAUCGGACAGGAGGGGGCCAUCAAUACCGUGGCCUCAGCCAUCAGGAGGAAGGAGAACGGCUGGUACGAUGAAGAGCAUCCUCUUGUAUUCCUCUUCCUCGGCUCAUCAGGAAUCGGAAAGACCGAGUUGGCCAAACAGGUGGCUCGCUACAUGCACAAGGACAUCAAGAAGGGUUUCAUUCGUAUGGACAUGUCCGAGUUCCAGGAAAAACACGAGGUGGCAAAGUUCAUUGGCUCUCCGCCGGGAUAUGUGGGACAUGAGGAAGGGGGUCAGCUGACCAAGCUGUUAAAGGCGUGUCCCAACGCUGUCGUCCUGUUUGAUGAAGUUGACAAGGCCCACCCUGAUGUUCUGACUAUCAUGUUGCAGCUCUUUGAUGAAGGUCGCCUCACAGACGGCAAGGGGAAAACCAUCGAAUGUAAAGACGCCAUCUUCAUCAUGACAUCCAACGUUGCAAGUGACGAAAUCGCCCAGCAUGCACUCCAGCUUCGGCAGGAAGCUGAGGUGGUCAGCCGCAGAAAGCUGGCCGACAACCUCGAGGAUGUACAGAAGAGUGAUGACAUCACAAUCUCCCGACAGUUUAAAGAAUCUGUGAUUCGACCGAUCCUGAAGGCUCAUUUUCGGAGGGACGAGUUUCUGGGUCGUAUCAAUGAAAUUGUGUACUUCCUGCCGUUCUGUCACUCAGAGCUGCUGCAGCUGGUCAGCAAAGAGCUCAACUUCUGGGCCAAGAAGGCUAAGCAGCGCCAUGACAUCACUCUUCAGUGGGAACGCCCAGUUCUGGAGCUGUUAGCGGGCGGGUAUAACAUGCAUUAAGGAGCACGCUCCAUCAAACAUGAGGUUGAGCGUCGGGUUGUCAACCAGUUAGCAGCAGCGUACGAGCAGGAGCUGCUGCCCAAAGGCUGCACCCUGCGUCUGUCUGUCCAGUCGGAGGACCGGGAGGAGCGGAGCACGCCCAGUCUGCGCCUUGAGGUGGUAGGAGAGGACAGCUCUUCAAGAACGCUGGACAUCCGUCCACCGCUCAGCCCUGAACACUAACACAAUGCAGAAACACAGAGGAUAUAUACAAAUAAAUAUAUAUAUAUAUAUAUAUACAUAUAUAUAUAUAUGCACACAUGUACACUUUCCACACACACAAUAUCAUCAUCAUCAUCAUCAUCAUCAUCAUAGUGUCAGGCAGAUGGAUGGUUCUUGAUGGAUUUAACCAAUAAAAGUACCUCUGAUAAACACAUCACUGCCUCUCUGUUUCAGUACACAUAUGCAGUAAUUACAUGCCAAAUGACAUGACAGUGUAUCAGCCAACAGUGUGCUGUAAAAAGUAAAGUCAGCCUACUUGAACGUUAAAGUUUAUGUUACAACAGAAUCUCAUAUCAGCAGGGACUGAUAUCAAGAGCUGUGCACACGGCCUCAUUAGAUAUAAAAUCUAAGCGCAGGGUGAGUGAAUGUGUCGCAGGUUGUAAACGUAGCAUAGAGGCUUCAGCGUGCAGCGUCAUGAACAUCAAACAUCAGACAUCUCAUCAGUGGAUUGAAACCAUCGUAUUAGCUGAAACAAAAGCUUAGCAGCUUUACGUCUGUAGUAGCCUACUGUUAAUAAAUGUAGCUGUGACGUAGUUAAAAUUAAUGUCUGCUUUAUCGUGUGGAACACUAAAAACAGCCUAAUUAUUUAAUAUUUAUUAAAUGUGCUCUAUACAACAUAAGGGAACAUGGGGUAAUGGCAUCCCGAGCAGAGAAUGAAGUCACGCUCUCUUUGUGUGUUGUCUGUUUGCGAGUCCCUGUUUGUGUAUCCCACAGGCUAGCUAAUUACCGCUCUGCACUGUGCUCAUAUGACAGUUACCGCUGAUAACACUGUCCUGGCACGUGGUGGGAUGGCGUUAUCCUGGAAGCGUACCACCCACACCUAUGUUAACAUGUUAGCUCUGUCAGCACUGUGGCCAUUGUUAGCACCGUUAGCUGCUAGGUGCUAGCUCAGCCACCUACAUGUUGAGAACCAAGUGCAGACAAUCCUGGCCCAGACUCUGAAUCAUGCUCUACAGCUUCCUUUAAGGAUAUAUAUAAGCAAAGUUAAUGACAGUAUAUCUGGCAGUUUGGAGGCCAAUGAAGCCGACAUGAUUUUGAAGAGACAAGAUGUCAAAUGGAAAACAUUAACGAGGAGCAAAACUUAAAUCUCUUAAACACCAAGUAAUUUGAUUUAAGAAUGACGGAUGUUUUGCCAAAGUGAGAUCAAUAACAGCCACUUUAAGUUUGUCAGUUUGCCGUGAAGGAAAGGAAGGUAUUAACGACCAAAGAUAGUUUGACGUUGCCUCAGAUCGUGUUCACUUCAAUGCACAUUUAUGUAAAACUCCUCACCAGCAGAGCUCCACUGAUAAAUGUUAGUCAGCACAACCUGCUUAUUAAUUUAAUUUUAGUAAAGAAUGUGUUAGUGGCGAAACACCAAGCAGAAAUGUAUAGCAGCCCAUUUGAAUGAUGGGUAAUAUAACUGCCUUGUGAAUUGUUUCUGUUGAUGCAUGUUGAUGUAAAGACGUCUCGCCUGUCACAACAGAGGCUCUGGUGCUGUACAGUGUGUGUCUAGCUUAAAAAAUCUAUCUGACAUUAAGAGGAAUUUAGAGUUGUGAAGAAAUAAUAUUCAAAGUGUUGUUUCAUAAAUGUUUGAACAGCAUGUUGACAAGGCGCCAAAUGUAAGCCAGCGACAUUUUUCAUUCUUGUAUCCCAACCUCCACCGAGUAAAUAAAGCCAUCACAACAAAAAGGGAA